UUCGUCGAGUUAGCCCUUAGUCCGGCUGAAGAAAAUGUCAAAAACAGCAAAAUAUGAGUGUUUUGGAGAAUUCUUCUGGUGUUUUGCAAGCUUUCGUGAAUUUUAGUAUGCCAAACUGGUAUUAUGAGAAAAAAGAUCUUCGUAAUACACCAUCCAUUCAGGAUGGAAUCGAUUUUGAAACCGAGCGCCGCUAUCGGAAGGAGGGAGCACGAUUCAUCAUGCAAACCGGCACUUCGAUGGGACUUGGCCAUAACACGGUAGCGACCGGUGUUGUUUACUUUCACCGAUUCUACAUGUUCCAUUCAUUCAAAACUUUCCCACGUUACGUUACCGCAUGUUGCUGUUUAUUUCUUGCUGGUAAAGUGGAAGAAACACCAAAAAAAUGUAAGGACAUUAUUAAAACAGCAAGAUCAAUGCUCACGGACCAGAAGUUUUUGUCAUUCGGGGAAGAUCCGAAAGAGGAAGUUAUGACAUUAGAACGCAUAUUAUUACAGACGAUUAAAUUUGACCUGCAGGUGGAGCAUCCAUACUCAUUUUUAGUCAAGUACGCCAAAUGUCUUAAAGGAGAUAGCACAAAACUACAGAAAAUGGUGCAGAUGGCCUGGAACUUUGUCAAUGAUUCGCUUAGUACCACAGUUUCUCUCCAAUGGGAGCCAGAAAUAAUAGCUGUCGCAUUAAUAUAUCUAGCAAGCAAACUAAGCAAAUUUACGGUUGUUGAUUGGGUGGGGAAACAACCCGAGCAUUUAAAGUGGUGGGAUAUGUUUGUUCAGGAUGUAACAAUGGAGAUUCUGGAAGAUAUUUGCCACCAAGUUCUGGAUUUGUAUCAACAACCCAAUAAUGAAACUCCUCCAGAUAGCCCACCGCAACUUCCACCUAGUAAGGCAUCGCCACCAACCAAAAGAGCUAACAUAUCGCCAAUUUCAAUCAAGACUUCGCCCAAUGUCAACAGUACUCCUGUGAAGGCAUCUGUUUCAGCUCCAGCGGUGGAAAUAGAGGCAAACCCUAUACCAAAACACAUCACCACGGACAAUGCUCCACACAGCAGCUAUGGAACAUAUCCCAUAUAUCCAAUUCAUCAAGGUCCUUCAGCUCAAUCGCACGGAGGAGCUCCUAUCUUUAGUUCUAGUGCACCUCCAACGGGUCCCAUUCAAUCUUCCAAUCAACCUUGGCAAUCUUAUUCCCAUUCACAAUCAAAUAAUUUUUAUCCGCCAGGAUCAACGGGCAAUCGCAACCAUUAUUAUCCGCCACAGUGAUAAGAUAGGAAUUUCUAUUGUAAGUAUAGUUUUGCAAAUAAAAAAUCGAUA
This is a messenger RNA of Malaya genurostris, 1304 nucleotides long. RefSeq names its product cyclin-K. NCBI's taxonomy places the organism in Eukaryota, Metazoa, Arthropoda, Insecta, Diptera, Culicidae. Gene Ontology annotation, biological process: positive regulation of DNA-templated transcription, elongation; regulation of transcription by RNA polymerase II. Gene Ontology annotation, molecular function: cyclin-dependent protein serine/threonine kinase activator activity. The coding region runs from base 54 to 1253 and encodes 399 amino acids. The transcript is spliced from 2 exons. The record is from RefSeq and is a predicted model, not a curated record. Gene Ontology annotation, cellular component: nucleus; cyclin/CDK positive transcription elongation factor complex.